Messenger RNA from Leptinotarsa decemlineata (Colorado potato beetle), 783 nucleotides. Its product is annotated as putative inorganic phosphate cotransporter. NCBI's taxonomy places the organism in Eukaryota, Metazoa, Arthropoda, Insecta, Coleoptera, Chrysomelidae. Gene Ontology annotation, biological process: transmembrane transport; monoatomic anion transport. The record is from RefSeq and is a predicted model, not a curated record. Gene Ontology annotation, cellular component: membrane. Gene Ontology annotation, molecular function: transmembrane transporter activity.
AAUAUCCAUUCCUUAAGCAGUUAAUUCUUCUAUUGAUCUAAUCUGUCUGGAACUUUUCCAUAACUGCAUUACUUCACUUCUAAGGUCAAACGUGUCGGCUUCAUCAAUGCAAAUCGUGGUAAAUGAAGUAACAAAUCACGAAUUGAUAAAACGAAGAUAUUUGUUAAUUUUUGUUUAUAACUCAACAAGCGAUAAGUCAUUUACGUUGGUUUCAUUGAUAUUUUUCUCGUCGACUGUAAUUUAAACGCCAACGAAAUCGUUUCGUUGAACAAGUGUUUGCAGUUUCCACAGUUACUUAUCGAGGCCAAUCGGAAGAUGUCGGAGAUUGAUACUAAACAGGAUGCCAUCAAAAAACCAGCAAACAUCCUGGGAUUUCGAUAUAUUCAGUAUAUUAUGUUGUUCACUAUUCUGAAUAUUGCUUAUGGGAUUCGAUCCAUUCUCAGUGUUGCAGUUUUUGCGAUGACCGAAAGUGAUCCACCAAAUAAGAAUAUACCAACAUAUCCAGAAUGGUCCAAAAAGAAAAACUUGAUGUUAUCUUCAUUCUUCUGGGGAUAUAUUUGUUUACAAGUUAUAGCUGGUCAACUGGCGAAAAACUACGGACCUAAACGAUUUAUGAGUGCCUCGGCUUUCAUAGGAUCUGUAUUUUGCAUGCUGAUUCCAAUUUUCGGAGCCUAUUUAGGAUAUUCGGGAGUCAUCGUUUGUAGAAUAAUCACUGGUCUCUCACAAGGCUUCAUUUUUCCUUGUGUACACAACCUCCUUAGCGCAGGACGGGGAAGAGACUAG